AUGCCUCCUAAGUGGUAUGAUCCUGAAUAUGAAUCCCAGAGAUCCCGAUAUCCUAUCUGUAGAAGGGAUGAAGAACAACUAUCACAAACAGCUGUCGCCUUCAAUGCAUCUCUUUAUUCCAGUACUAUCCCGAAAACCACAGAAGAAGCUCUCCAAGAACCAAAGUGGAAGCAAGCUAUGGAUGAAGAGAUCAUGGCUCUCCAGAAAAACGAAACGUGGGAGAAGUGUAGAUUACUAGGGGAUAAGAAGACGGUUGGCUGUAAAUGGAUUUUUUCAGUCAAGUAUUAUGCUGAUGGAACCAUUGAGAGGUACAAAGCAAGGCAUGUUGCAAAAGGGUACACACAGACUUAUGGGGUAGACAACUCGGAAACAUUCUCACCUGUGGCUAAAAUCGAUACCAUUCGAGUUCUCUUCUCAGUAGCAGCAAAUAAAGAAUGA
Molecule: messenger RNA, 438 nt
Organism: Amaranthus tricolor (Joseph's coat)
Lineage: Eukaryota; Viridiplantae; Streptophyta; Magnoliopsida; Caryophyllales; Amaranthaceae
Exons: 1
Coding region: 1-438 (145 amino acids)
Source: RefSeq, a predicted model, not a curated record